CGAAAACAUAAAACAUAUCACAGUUGCAAAUUGGAGCUUCAAAAUCUGACUUACAGUAAGUAAUAGUAACAUCAUCAAAUCAUGAACUCGAGAUGUUAUAGCUUCUUCUUUGCUCUGUUAUCAUCUCUCACUGUGAUUGCUCUUGCUUACGAUCCUGAUACGCUUCAAGAUCUAUGCGUUGCAGAUCACACUUCAGGGAUCAAAGUGAAUGGUUUCACGUGUAAACCGGAAUCAAACAUCACCGCCUCAGAUUUUUUCUUCGCCGGGAUCGGAAAACCCGCCGUCGUUAACAGCACAGCCGGGUCCGCCGUCACGGGAGCAAACGUAGAGAAGAUCGCAGGGCUCAACACGCUCGGAGUCUCGCUCGCGCGUAUAGACUACGCGCCUGGAGGUUUAAACCCGCCGCACACGCAUCCACGCGCCACCGAAGUGAUCUUCGUAUUGGAAGGCGAGCUAGACGUCGGGUUCGUGACGACGGCGAACAAGCUAUUCGCUAAGACGGUGAAGAAAGGAGAAGUUUUCGUAUUCCCGAGAGGGUUGAUUCAUUACCAGAAGAACAACGACAAAGCCAAACCGGCGUCGGUGAUCUCGGCGUUCAACAGUCAGUUACCGGGAACACAAUCGAUCGCCGCCACGCUAUUCACGGCCACUCCUACGAUUCCGGAUCACGUUUUAACGACGGCGUUUCAGAUCGGGACUAAAGAAAUCGAAAAGAUCAAAACCAAGUUCGCUCCCAAAAAAGUCUAAAAAUUUGAGAAAUUUAUACCUAUAAAUUUGUGUUAGUUAUAUAUAAAUUUAUUUUACUAAUUGGUUUUAAUAAUUAAUAAAGGAAAAAGAAGAAGAAGCUUGUUCAUUAAA
This is a messenger RNA of Camelina sativa (false flax), 858 nucleotides long. RefSeq names its product germin-like protein subfamily 2 member 4. Lineage: Eukaryota; Viridiplantae; Streptophyta; Magnoliopsida; Brassicales; Brassicaceae. Gene Ontology annotation, molecular function: manganese ion binding. The record is from RefSeq and is a predicted model, not a curated record.